This is a messenger RNA of Emericellopsis cladophorae, 3840 nucleotides long. RefSeq names its product Metallothionein expression activator-like protein. The record is from RefSeq and is a predicted model, not a curated record. NCBI's taxonomy places the organism in Eukaryota, Fungi, Ascomycota, Sordariomycetes, Hypocreales, Bionectriaceae. Bases 1 to 3840 code for a protein of 1279 amino acids. The transcript has 4 exons.
AUGCCACCCUUCCCGGCGGGAGAGGUUCCUCGAGUGCAGGAGGAUCCUGCUGCCCCCGCAAGCGCUAAGGGACCGUCCAGCGCUGGAGGAAGCGUGAGCAUGCCCUCGUUGAAUCCCACGUCCGGAUCCCCCGCAGCCACGGCACCGCCUGAAUCCUCCUCGUCGACAUCAGUGACGGCAUACACAGUCUCAGUUACACAGCCAGCUGAGACGUCAGCCGCAUAUGCUGCAGCGACGGCGACCUCACCGCCGGCGGCUCAGGUGCCAGCCUCAAUUUCGGUGCCAGCCUCAACAACUCCUCUGCCUCCAGCACGCGUCUAUUCACCCCCCGCACCAGGCCGACGACAUGCUCACCAGGCAACGCUCAGCAAUGCGACCUCAACGUCGCUUUCUGUUUCAACCGCAACAUUUAACACGACCGAGGACCGGCAACAGCUGAGUGAACCCGCAGACAUCGACGCGGCAGUUCGACAACUGCUCAACCAGCAGGCGGACAUCCAGUCUCACCUCAACGCUCUCCUCAUAACUCAGAAUGGCUUCGAUCCCACCCACGAGCUUCAGAUGCUUAUGCAUAAGUCUCGAGUAUUAGAGAAUGUUGCCCAUCAUCACGGCUUGAACUCUCAAGUUCCCAUUCUCUCCGAGGCUGAGGGAGCGCGAGCACUGCAAUACCGUUGCGAGUGUCUCGAGGCCGCAUGCAGCCAGGACGCUGAUAUUGAUAUCUUGGAGGCACUCCAGUCGUCUUCGUCGCACGGACCCCGGGGAUUCGACAGCUGGUUGAGGAAGCAUGUUGAGCUUCACGACCCCUUCAUCCGCCAGGGCACCACUCGGUCCUGUCAUGACAAUCCCGAGCCAUCUACGAUUGCUCCGCCCACCCACCAAGGUUCAGGGUCAUUCUCUGUAUUCAGGUGUUGGAACGAGCGCUGUGUCCACUAUGUUUAUGGAUUCACCGACCAGACUGAGCGCGACGCACAUAUGCGCGCCCACUCAGGGGGGUACUUUACUAAGCGCGAUUCAGGCCUGUCGCUCAUCAACACGCCUCCCCUCGUGCCAAAGCAGCCAGGCAUAAUACCACCGAAUUCUGCCGACAGUACCGGCGUCUUCUCACCAACCAAGCUGCAGCGACCGGGCGUGCAGGGACCAGUGGCACAACCUGUGCUCAGCGUGCAAACACAGCCUGCCAGCAGACGGGGCUCUGCGAUUGGCUUCAACCUUCCGAGCAGCCUCCCUCCCACCAGAGCUGCAUCAGUUGAGCUGGAUCUUGACCCUUUGCUCCCACCUCUCAAGAGGAGCAGAGUCGGGCACUCACGGCUUCAGUCUAUUGGCGAGCUCCAACUACUACGCGAACAUGACCCUUGUCUUCGGUGCAAAGUGUCGCAUAGAGCUUGUGAUGCUGGUCGUCCUUGUAAUUACUGUUCGGAGCAUCCGCCAUCGAGGUCUGAGGAGCACUGGAAAGCUCUGGGCUGUUAUGGAGGCUCGAUCGCCUCUCUGGUGGACGUGUUCAUGCCUGCUCCCGUCUCGCCCAGACAGACUAGGACACCGGUAACAUCACCACUGGCCCAACGACGCACCGCCAAUGACUAUCUUCAGAGAAUGUACGCAUUUUCAGAUAACACCAUGGAUGUUGUCAAGGAAGUUCUCGACUUCAAGGACAACUUUUGGUGGUCCGGGCAACUGGACCAACGACCAAGCUCCAUCCUCCAUGCGAGCGACUCGAGCCGCGAUACGUCUUAUUCUGCACCGCCAAUCCUCGUCGCACUGGCGUCCAGUUACAAUUGCCAAGACACGACGUAUGAUUUGCUGGAACUGCUCAACAUCACGGGCUUCCUGUCCGCCACCAGAACGGCCGAGGAGGCGACCUACCCCGUACUGUACAGGGCUAAGCUCCUGCUCAGGGAGGUGGUCUUUCUCGACAUUGUGCAGAAUAAGCCAGCAAUCGAAAUCGAUCUGAACCAUCAGCGCAUGCACCCGCCUGAAGAGAUCGACUCGGACGAGCAACUCCGGUUAGUUCAGGACUGCCUUGCCCGUUACCUUCAGGUAUUCGAAGCAACACUGUCGGUGAAGAGCAGCCUUCGCGUCAGAGAGUGGCUCGCAUUCUUCCACUCGCUGUGCAUUUUCAGCGUGGUGCGGACUAUCCUAGCGGACAUGGCCAUGCUUUCGGCGCCGCCGCUCCGUCGGUCCACGGGAACGACCACUGAGCAUGGUAUCCGCACUAUGCACAGUGCUUACAAAGCUGUCGUGGAUUAUUUUGCCGCUUCUGGUCCUGCUCCUAUGGACAGACUGGCCAAUAAUGCGAGUGAGGAGGACAUGUCCAUUCUUGACGCAACCAACCAGGUGACGAGGAGGGAGAUGUGGCGAGCUAGGGGCAUGCAGUCCAGCUUCGACUUCUUGAUGAGUCUCGGUGGCACUGACCGUGACAAUACCAGUUUCCUCGGUUUUAUCAGGCCUCGCCACAGCCGGGUUGAGCUGCACUCGGAUCAGCUCCGUUCGGCUGUAGAACCCGGCGGCGAAACGCCACGGGUCGGAAGCUUGUUUAAGCCAGGCGUCUCGUGGAAUUCGCCAGUUGAAGCCAAGACCGAGCAGUCACCUCAUGACCCUGGAGAUGCACUCAAGUCGCCUCGCUCUCAGGUGCAUGGGAGGAAUCGUCGGCAUACACUCGCCGAACCCCCCCUGUUUCCGCAACGAGCGCAGCACCUAAUCAACACGCCCAUGGCACCCUCGCGAUUCAAGGCAUAUCAAAGAAUGCCACUCGUCAAGCGAUAUGUAUGCAAGGAACCGGCAAGCCAGGUUCCCAACGCCCCCCAGCCUGUGAUUGCCCUGUCAAAGUGCAAGGCCUGCUUGAUGCGGAAGCAGUACGGAGCCUAUUACAAUGCGGCGGCCCAUUUACGGCGUGCUCACUUUAACCCUCACAAGGGAGGUAAGGCAAGUGGCGACUGGCCUUCGAUGACUGUCCUUCGCGAAUGGAUGCACGAGGUGCAUCAUCGCUCUGACCAUCCGCAAGACGAUGAGUCGUCCAGUGGUGGUGAUGAUGAGGACACAAAAGCCCCUACGCCGGCAAGUGACUUCUACGGCCCCGGCGGGACAUCAAUGUUGGAUACCACACGCACGGGGUUUGGCCAGUCGUCGUCGUCGUUGUCGGCCUAUCAGCUAGUCUCGCCUGCUACGGACGGUCCGUGGAGUGCCAUUCAGGCCAGUCCGUCGACAUGGUCGGCCGCUGGUGAUCAUCGUAACCGCUGCCCUUUCCCCGACUGCGGCCGCAUCUUCAAAGAUCUCGCAGCCCAUCUCCUGACACACCAGGAAGAACGGCCGGAGAAGUGCCCUAUCGAGUCGUGCGAGUAUCACACAAAGGGCUUCGCGCGUAAGUACGACAAGAACCGCCACGCCCUGACGCACUACAAGGGCACCAUGGCGUGUCCCUUUUGCGCGGGCGUGGGCACCGCGUACGAGAAGACGUUCAAUCGAGCCGAUGUGUUUAAGCGGCACCUGACGUCGGCACACAAUGUAGAGCAGACACCGCCCAACACGCGCAACUUUUUCUUUGGGGAGUCGGGGGUCGUCACGGCCACGGCCCCGUCCGCACCUGUGGACGUUGCGGUUGGCGGCGCCCUGUGCUCCAUCUGCCAGACGCGGUUCGCCAGCGCGCAGGACUUUUAUGAGCAUCUCGACGACUGUGUGCUGAGUGCCAUUGUCCCCCAGUCGCAGCAGAAGAUACCGACGCCUCACCAACCGCCGUACCAGCCUCCACAACCUGAACCAUAUUCCACGCGCCGCAUGAACGAGCUACCGACACCGACGAGCAGUAACCGGCGGGCACCACCAGAGGAGGUAGAUUGGCGGACUUGA